GUCAGACGUCAUUCAAUAGGCGACCGAAAAAGCUGGAAAGCAGCAGGUCGCUUUUACAAAACAACUGUGACGAUUGUUUAUUCUGUUAGAAAAUCUCUAAUAAUGCCGAAAGUUAAAAGGAGUAGAAAGCCUCCUCCAGAUGGUUGGGAACUAAUAGAACCGACUCUUGAUGAAUUGGACCAGAAAAUGCGCGAAGCUGAAACCGAGCCACAUGAAGGUAAACGUAAAGUUGAGUCUCUAUGGCCAAUCUUUAGACUUCAUCACCAACGCAGCCGUUACAUUUUUGAUCUGUUCUACAAAAGGAAGGCCAUCAGUCGAGAGCUUUAUGAAUAUUGCAUCAGAGAGGGAUAUGCAGACAAGAAUCUCAUUGCCAAAUGGAAGAAACAGGGUUAUGAGAAUCUGUGCUGUCUGAGGUGCAUUCAGUCGCGUGACACUAACUUUGGAACAAAUUGCAUUUGCAGAGUUCCCAAGAGCAAGCUUGAAGUGGGUCGAAUUAUUGAGUGCACUCACUGUGGAUGCAGAGGAUGUUCUGGAUGAGUCAGGAGAACAAUCUUAGAGCUGUGGCGUGGCAUUGAAAAUAGGGACUGAUUCAAUUUGAUUUGUGUUUUUAAUAUGCUUGUCGAGUCUGGGCAACUCAGUGUUUGAACAUUUUUUUUUUUUCUUUUUAUUGAACUGUUUUUUUUCUUUUUAUUAAACUGUACUCUAUCUAUAUUGUUCUGGUUAACAUUUGUCUAAAUGGAUGUACUUGGUAACAUAUGUAACCUAAUGUGUAAUGAAUAAAACAGAAUUGGGAUUUUCAUCACA
Triplophysa rosa is the source of this 804-nucleotide messenger RNA. RefSeq names its product BUD31 homolog (gene bud31). The record is from RefSeq and is a predicted model, not a curated record. The transcript is spliced from 4 exons. NCBI's taxonomy places the organism in Eukaryota, Metazoa, Chordata, Actinopteri, Cypriniformes, Nemacheilidae. The coding region runs from base 103 to 537 and encodes 144 amino acids. Gene Ontology annotation, cellular component: nucleus; spliceosomal complex. Gene Ontology annotation, biological process: mRNA splicing, via spliceosome.